Molecule: messenger RNA, 1925 nt
Organism: Dendrobium catenatum
Lineage: Eukaryota; Viridiplantae; Streptophyta; Magnoliopsida; Asparagales; Orchidaceae
Product: probable transcription factor PosF21
Exons: 5
Coding region: 469-1674 (401 amino acids)
Biological process (GO): regulation of DNA-templated transcription
Cellular component (GO): nucleus
Molecular function (GO): DNA-binding transcription factor activity
Source: RefSeq, a predicted model, not a curated record
UUUUAUGUGUUUCCUUCUCCCACUAAUUUCGAAAAUGGAGUGCUUGGAUGUGCUGCCCUGGUUUUUUUAAGAAGCUCCAUUUUCCUUUAUGAUCUCGUAUUCCUCUCGCCAGCGCUAGGUUGGCGGGGCAGUUGUGAACCUGCUCCUGGUGCUUCUGCUCGCCGCGGUCGAGAUCAGAUCUGUGCCAUUCGUGGCAUUGUAUUCUUCCUCUGGCCUUUCUCUUCCCUUCCAUGCCGCCAUAGGAGCCUCUCAGCUCGCCUGAGUUCAAAGGUUAUCGGUGGUGCUUUUUCCAAGAGUCAUCUGCAGGUGUUUUCUUUGUUUGUUUCUCUUUCAAGAGCCUCUUAGUAUCAUUUGGCUCUGGCAUUUGUGAGAUGCAUCUUUUUCUUGAUUUUGCUCACGUGCUGCAUUAUCGAGAAGCUUCUUGAGGUUGAAGGGUGCGUGUUUUUUUUUUUUUUUUGGAGAUAUUUCAUGAGUCAAGGAGGUGGUGGUGGCGGCUCUCCACCAGAUUCGGCUCGUUAUGCUCCUUUUGACUCUAUAACUAGCAGUUUUCACAUGAAAUCUGUGACCAUGGCCUCAUCUUCUUCUCAAUCUCUGGCUACUGGAGCCUCAGAAUCUGGCAUUGGCGACACUGUGUCCACCGAUGAGAAGCGGUUCAGCCAGGACAUUAGUAGGAUGCCAGAUUUCCCUGCUCGGAAUAUAAGUCACAGACGUGCUCAGUCGGAGAUUAUUAGCCUCCCAGAUGAUAUCAGUUUUGACAGUGACCUCGGGGUUGUUGGCUGCAUGGAUGGCCCAGCACUUUUUGAUGAUACUGAGGAAGAUCUCUUCUCAAUGUACAUUGAUCUUGAAAAGUUCAAUACAUCUGCUGGAACUUCAGAGGAGGUCUUACAACUGGGUGAUCCUUCAGGCGCCACAGCUCCUCCUGCCCCUCAACAACACACUGGGAACCUGGCAUCAACUUUGACUGAUAAACCAAAGUUUAGGCAUCAUCAUAGUCACUCUUUGGAUGGUUCCGCUUCAGUAAAAUCAGAGCUUUUAGAAUCUGGCUUGGAGCAUGCAGACACAAAGAAAGCUAUGUCAGCUGCCAAGCUUGCUGAUCUUGCCCUUGUAGAUCCAAAGCGAGCUAAGAGAAUUUGGGCAAAUCGGCAGUCUGCGGCUAGAUCGAAGGAAAGGAAGAUGCGUUACAUUGCAGAGCUUGAGCGAAAAGUUAAGACACUUCAAACAGAAGCAACCACACUGUCAGCUCAGUUGAACAUGCUACAGAGGGACACCAAUGGGUUGAGUGCUGAAAAUAGUGAGUUGAAGCUACGUUUACAAACCAUUGAACAACAGGUCCACCUGCAAGAUGCAGUAAAUGACGCAAUGCGUGAGGAAGUGCAGAUUUUGAAAUUAGUCACCGGACAGAUGACACCAAAUGCAUCAAUGAUGAACUUUGAGCCAUCUUUUGGAGCCAAUCUGCAAUUAUAUAACCAUAAUCAGUCAAUGCAAUCUCUUAUAGCAGCUCACCAACUUCAGCAGCUCCAAAUCCAUUCCCAGCAUCAGCAGCAGUUCCAUCCACGCCAGCAGCAGCAACAGCAACAGCAGCCGCUUCCUGCAGAAGUCAGGAUGAAAGGAACAAUGGUGUCUCAGACCUCAAGAGAGGGCAUUUAUGAAGCCAAUAAUACUAACAAGGAGUGAUACAACUUACUUGAAGUCAUUAGCUACUACUUAUAUUGUAACUUGCACUAUCUUUUUCCAUUUUGGCCGUAAAGUUUCCAAACAAUAUACAGCUAUUCCAUGCAUAUCAAGAAAUUUGUUUCGGCUGAAAUAUUUACUGAUGUUGAUGGCCUCAGGUAUAGCCUGUGAAUUAUGGUGAUGCUGUUGUGAAAACAUCUGAGUUUUCUGAUUGUGAUUCAUCUUCAUGUGAAAUAUGGUGGUUUUUUUAUUUA